GGGCCCCGCUUCACUCCUAAUGGUGGCCGGUCCGGGGCGGGUGGCUGCGGCGCUGCGGAUCCGCCCGGAGAGCGCUGCUCCCUCUGCCCGCCGCCCGCCGGGCAGGCCGGGCCGCCGCGCCAUGGCCCCGCGUUGGCUCGGCCGCCUCUGCCUCCUGCUUCUCUGCCUCUGCGGGGAGGCCGCCGCCGGGAGGGACUUCUACAAGAUCCUGGGGGUCUCCCGCGGCGCCUCCAUCAAGGACAUCAAGAAGGCCUACCGGAAACUGGCGCUGCAGCUCCAUCCCGACAGGAACCCCGACGACCCCCGGGCGCAGGAGAAGUUCCAGGACCUGGGGGCGGCCUACGAGGUGCUGUCAGAUGAGGAGAAGAGGAAGCAGUACGAUGCCUAUGGUGAGGAGGGCUUGAAGGAUGGUCACCAGAGCUCCCAUGGAGACAUCUUCUCACACUUCUUCGGGGACUUUGGAUUCAUGUUUGGAGGUAACCCCCGCCAACAAGACCGGAACAUUCCCCGAGGAAGCGACAUCAUUGUGGACCUGGAGGUUACACUGGAGGAGGUGUAUUCAGGAAACUUCGUAGAAGUUGUCAGGAACAAGCCAGUGGCAAGACAGGCACCUGGCAAACGGAAAUGCAAUUGCCGGCAGGAGAUGAGGACCACCCAGUUGGGUCCUGGACGUUUCCAGAUGACUCAAGAAGUUGUUUGUGAUGAAUGUCCAAAUGUCAAGCUCGUGAAUGAGGAGCGAACACUAGAAGUGGAGAUAGAGCCAGGCGUGCGGGAUGGCAUGGAGUAUCCCUUCAUUGGCGAAGGUGAGCCCCACGUGGAUGGGGAGCCAGGUGAUUUGCGCUUCAGAAUAAAAGUUCUUAAGCACCCAGUCUUUGAAAGAAGGGGCGAUGACUUGUAUACAAACGUGACAAUCUCGCUGGUCGAGGCACUUACAGGCUUUGAAAUGGAUAUUGCCCACUUGGAUGGGCACAAGGUUCACGUUGCUCGGGAUAAAAUUACAAAACCCGGGGCCAAACUGUGGAAGAAAGGAGAAGGUCUUCCAAAUUUUGAUAACAAUAAUAUCAAAGGCUCACUAAUAAUAACGUUUGAUGUGGAGUUCCCCAAAGAGCAACUGACAAACGAACAGCGGGAAGGUCUCAAACAGCUGUUGAAACAAGGAUCGGUGCAGAAGGUGUACAAUGGAUUGCAGGGCUAUUGAUGCGUGGGGAAAGUUGGACUUAACUGAAAAUGAAAAGUCAGAUUUUUUUGCAGUCUUUUCUCCUGCCCACUGUAGAAUGGAAAAGAGGGAGGGUGGGGCAAUUGUUGAGCUAUAUAUAAUUUUUUCUUUGUAAAUGGUGGAAGUGCUCACACAAGUUGGGAAAUACUACCCUUUUCAGGACAUAACUGGUGCUGCCUAUCAUGUUCCACGUCCUGGAACAACAUGCUCCUUGAGCAGAAAAAAAAAAAAAAGGUGGGGAAAGGAGUUUUAAAUUCCACACAGAUUGGAAUUCCUGGUUUUUAAAUAUAUUUUGAUGUGACUUUUCUUGACCAUCUCAA
Molecule: messenger RNA, 1536 nt
Organism: Falco peregrinus (peregrine falcon)
Lineage: Eukaryota; Metazoa; Chordata; Aves; Falconiformes; Falconidae
Gene: DNAJB11
Product: DnaJ heat shock protein family (Hsp40) member B11
Exons: 10
Coding region: 20-1198 (392 amino acids)
Biological process (GO): protein folding; protein maturation
Cellular component (GO): endoplasmic reticulum
Molecular function (GO): misfolded protein binding
Source: RefSeq, a predicted model, not a curated record